AUGGGAUCUUCUAAUAUGAUGAAUGGAAUGAACUUCUUCAAUUUAAACACAACGACUACGCCACCAUCAUUAUUUGGGUCAAGCACAGCAACAUCAAAUACGUAUAAGGAUAGUUGCAAAUAUGUUUCACCCCAUGAUGACGAAGAAGUUGAUAAUGAAGAUGACAAUGAGCGUUUAUUGAGUGGUUCUAGCAAUCAUUUAAGUAAAUCAAAUAGUAAUAAUACAAAUAGUUACAAUGACAGAAGUAAUGAACGAGCGUCACAUGUUACUGGUGAAGACAGCACCAAUUAA
Molecule: messenger RNA, 291 nt
Organism: Clunio marinus
Lineage: Eukaryota; Metazoa; Arthropoda; Insecta; Diptera; Chironomidae
Source: the annotation of a GenBank genome assembly